UUUCCUUCUUUGAAGAGACCCUGUAACCAUUCGACCAGGUGUUGAGAAGAUAUGUAGGAGCUGAGCACUCUUCCUUUUGACACCAUCCUCAGAAUCAGCUUUGGAGAUGCUUUCACCCUGUCCGUCUUCUGCAGCAGCCAGGCAGAGUGCUUAUUCCUUCACAGUUGUGAGGAACUCUUCAGGCUCCAGAAGUUCUUAAAUCUGAUCUACAAUGGAAAAAUUUCUUUUUUAUCUGUUCUUCAUUGGCAUAGCAGUGAAAGCUCAGAUCUGUCCAAAGCGUUGUGUCUGUCAGAUUUUGUCUCCUAAUCUUGCAACCCUUUGUGCCAAGAAAGGGCUUUUAUUUGUUCCACCAAACAUUGACAGAAGAACUGUGGAACUGCGGCUGGCAGACAAUUUUGUAACAAAUAUUAAAAGGAAAGAUUUUGCCAAUAUGACCAGCUUGGUGGACCUGACUCUAUCUAGGAAUACAAUAAGUUUUAUUACACCUCAUGCUUUUGCUGACCUACGAAAUUUGAGGGCUUUGCAUUUGAAUAGUAACAGAUUGACUAAAAUUACAAAUGACAUGUUCAGUGGUCUUUCCAAUCUUCAUCAUUUGAUAUUGAAUAACAAUCAGCUGACUUUAAUUUCUUCGACAGCAUUUGAUGAUGUCUUUGCCCUUGAGGAGCUGGAUCUGUCCUAUAAUAAUCUAGAAACCAUUCCUUGGGAUGCUGUUGAGAAGAUGGUUAGCCUGCAUACCCUUAGUUUGGAUCACAACAUGAUUGAUAACAUUCCUAAGGGAACUUUCUCUCACUUGCACAAGAUGACUCGGUUAGAUGUAACAUCAAAUAAAUUGCAGAAGCUACCACCUGACCCUCUCUUUCAGCGAGCUCAGGUAUUAGCAACCUCAGGAAUCAUAAGCCCAUCUACUUUUGCAUUAAGUUUUGGUGGAAACCCCUUGCAUUGCAAUUGCGAAUUGUUAUGGUUGAGGCGUCUGUCCAGAGAAGAUGACCUUGAGACCUGUGCUUCUCCUCCGCUUUUAACUGGCCGCUAUUUUUGGUCAAUUCCUGAAGAAGAAUUUUUGUGUGAGCCUCCUCUCAUUACUCGUCAUACACAUGAGAUGAGAGUCCUGGAGGGUCAAAGGGCAACACUGAGGUGCAAAGCCAGGGGAGACCCUGAACCUGCCAUCCACUGGAUUUCUCCUGAAGGGAAGCUUAUUUCAAAUGCAACGAGAUCUCUUGUGUAUGAUAAUGGAACACUUGACAUUCUUAUAACAACUGUAAAGGAUACAGGUGCUUUUACCUGCAUUGCUUCCAAUCCUGCUGGCGAAGCAACACAAACAGUGGAUCUUCAUAUAAUUAAGCUCCCUCAUCUACUAAACAGUACAAACCACAUCCAUGAGCCUGAUCCUGGUUCUUCAGAUAUCUCAACUUCUACGAAGUCAGGGUCUAAUGCAAGUAGUAGUAAUGGGGAUACUAAAAUAAGUCAAGAUAAAAUUGUGGUGGCAGAAGCAACAUCAUCAACAGCACUACUUAAAUUUAAUUUUCAAAGAAACAUCCCUGGAAUACGUAUGUUUCAGAUCCAGUACAAUGGUACUUAUGAUGACACUCUUGUUUACAGAAUGAUACCUCCUACGAGCAAAACCUUUCUGGUCAAUAAUCUGGCUGCUGGAACUAUGUAUGACUUGUGUGUCUUGGCCAUAUAUGACGAUGGCAUCACUUCCCUCACUGCCACAAGAGUUGUGGGUUGCAUCCAGUUUACUACGGAACAGGAUUAUGUGCGUUGCCAUUUCAUGCAGUCCCAGUUUUUGGGAGGCACUAUGAUUAUUAUUAUUGGUGGCAUCAUUGUAGCGUCUGUGUUGGUAUUCAUCAUCAUUCUGAUGAUCCGGUAUAAGGUUUGCAACAAUAAUGGGCAACACAAGGUCACCAAGGUUAGCAAUGUGUAUUCUCAAACUAAUGGGGCUCAAAUACAAGCCUGCAGUGUAACGCUGCCCCAGUCAGUGUCCAAACAAGCUGUGGGACAUGAAGAGAACACCCAGUGUUGUAAAGCUGCCAAUGACAACGUGAUUCAAUCUUCAGAAACUUGUUCGAGUCAGGACUCCUCUACCACUACCUCUGCUUUGCCGCCUUCCUGGACUUCAAGUGCUUCUGUGUCCCAAAAGCAGAAAAGAAAGACGGGCACAAAGCCAAGUACCGAACCACAGAAUGAAGCUGUCACAAAUAUUGAGUCCCAAAACACUAACAGGAACAACUCAACUGCUUUGCAGUUAGCUAGCCGACCUCCUGAUUCUGUCACAGAGGGGCCCACAUCUAAAAGAGCACAUACAAAGCCAAAUGCUUUGCUGACUAAUGUUGACCAGAUUGUCCAGGAAACACAGAGGCUGGAGUUAAUCUGAAGAGCAUCACUUCUUCUCUGUCUCCUGAAAAAAGUUGCCACUGAUAUUUUUACUGGAUAAAAUUCAAAAAUGUUUCAAUUAACAGAGGCUAAUUGUCGAACUGGUGUUGUAGAAGAAAUUGUCUACAGGAGCUGAGGUGAAAGUCUCCGAUGCCGGCAGAACUGGCUCUAUCAGACCAUGGUUCAUCCUCUUUUAAAACCAAAUUUUUUUUCUUCUGACCUACAAGUAUUUUUUUUAAGAAAAAGAAAAAAAGCCUACUUUGGCAUCAAGUUCUGUAUCAAUCCAUCUUAAACAUUGCCAUCCAUGAUUUAACAGACUGUAGAAUCUUGAAUAAUCUAUAUCACUUUAACAAAUAAAUGUUUUAUUAUGACAGAA
Carlito syrichta (Philippine tarsier) is the source of this 2746-nucleotide messenger RNA. RefSeq names its product leucine rich repeat and fibronectin type III domain containing 5 (gene LRFN5). The record is from RefSeq and is a predicted model, not a curated record. Gene Ontology annotation, molecular function: protein binding. The transcript is spliced from 5 exons. Bases 212 to 2371 code for a protein of 719 amino acids. NCBI's taxonomy places the organism in Eukaryota, Metazoa, Chordata, Mammalia, Primates, Tarsiidae.